Molecule: messenger RNA, 513 nt
Organism: Cladocopium goreaui
Lineage: Eukaryota; Dinophyceae; Suessiales; Symbiodiniaceae
Source: the annotation of a GenBank genome assembly
AAUACACUUGGGAGGGAAUCCACUUCAACUCCUCAAGUCAUUUGGUGUGCACCUGCUGUGUGGCCAUUGGGCCAUGCGCCUUUCCUAAGAUGGCAGGACUGGUGAGACAUGAGCGACGCUUUGGAGCAAUUGGCAGAAGUACGAGCAGCUCAACGUGCGCUGGCUCUCGAGGUGGAGAACAGCAGAUCGGCGCAGCAGCGAGAAUUGGAAGGCCUUGCGGCCUCAGCCCUGGAACUCACCGAAGCCUUGCAGCAGCUCUCAGAUGAGGCUGAGCGCCGCGGCGCUUCCCGGGACCUGGCGGCCGCGCGGCGCCGGUCCUCUGAGCUUCAUAUGGAGCUACUUCUGGCGCAGGCAGAUACAGAUGGAGACUGUCAAGACGCUAAGCAGGUAGAUGAAGGACUGGAGCGGCGAAAGCUACAGGCCCUGGAAGACUUAAAGAUGGCCAAAGAAGAGGUCCAAGUUUAUGAGGACUGCUGCCAGCAGCUGCGCGCCGAGCUGCGAGCAGCGCAGGUU